AUGCAAGAAUGUGUUUGCAGUACGGUUGAGAGGCUAUCUAAUGAUUUCGACGAGAGCCGAACCGCAGAAUUGGUCUCAGCUCUCAACAAGCACCUGGAACAACUUCGGACGCUCCUGGCUCAGUCUAAAUCACUUUCUCGAGAUGUUCAGUAUCAGAUCAUACCAAACAAUCCCCGAAUUUCCAAGGUGGUAUCAAUUCAGUCAAUUGACUUCUCACCACUAAGUCGAGUCUAUGACAAGUUCACUGGGGACCCUGAUUCGUUCUGGGAACAUUCCGAGGACCCCGCCCAUGUUGAGCUGCGACGACGGCUCAUCUGUGUAAUUCUUUUCCUCAGGUCAAAGCUGGAAUCAGAGGCGGCAGUACCACCUCGGAUCGCGAGGCUUUUGCAAGGACAAAAGUCUUACACUGAGCUCAAAAAUGCUGGGCGGAAAUAUAUCAAAAUCGGGCGCAGGCUCAAAGAUAUCGGAUAUCCACCUAUGUUAUACUCUUAUCUAAAUCUUUCUGUCUUAUAUAAUGAGUUUCUUUCCGGUGAAAAUCAGCUGUUGCUGUGUCUCUAUGCAUUGGGCGGCACUAAUAUUCCGGACCUGCUUCUGAGCAGUGUUGAAUUACCACAGAGACGAUGGACUGCCGACGGGGAAGUAGAACAAAUCACAGCCUCGGAGUUGAAUGUUUCCCCUGAACUGGUAAAUAUUCUCUCGGUUAGGAGGAGGCUAAGAGAUUCAAUUGGUAACCCGAAUGUGACACAUCAAGUCUUGGAUGACGGGACAGUCACAUGGUCAUUAUGUACUGAUAUACAAGCUUCCUUUUCUCAAUGCUUACUUCCUCAGACAAUGAAUCAUCUUGGGGAUAUAGCACUCAGGCUCAUAUGCUUGGCUUGCCCCCCAUGUUACGAAGGCAAUACAAAUUGGUCUUCAUCGUUGAAGAAGUCCAUGUGGGGGGUGUUUGAAAAUAUGCUCAAAAGGUACAAUGUAUCUGCAUUACUAAGAACACAAGUCCUUGAGGCAAUCCUCUACUUCUGCGAGAGAGACUCCGUGAUGAUCCGUCGUGUUGCUGUCGAGCAGGCCAGGUCACUACUGAGGAAACCGAUGCCGUACUACCUCCAUGCGUCGGUAGUACUUUUUCAAAGCAUUCUCUAUCGCAUCGACGGGGAUCUUGCUAAAGCUGAGGCGCAGAUACGGGACUUCAUGUGGCGGGGUCCGUCAGUUGUUACGCGGCGUGAUCAUGCACUCCUGGGACGUCUUCAUAUUUCUCUAAUUGAGAACAAAAUCAAGUGCUAUGACAGCGAUGUGCCUUCAUUUAUCUACAAGUGGGAGGCGAAACAGCCUUUAUCCACGUUGGAGAUAGAGGUGACAUCGAGACUUCAGACUGCUGCGUCACGAUUCUUCCAAUCGGUUGGUGACUUUGGCGCCGCAAGAAUCUCGUUAGAGCAAUUUCUGUCCCUGAAUACGACUAAGCCGAUACGCUCUGGGACACGACAUAUCAUCGCUGGAAGAUUGGCAGAUAUGCUUUGUGAAAUGAAGGAAUACUCCCAGGCAUUGGAUCUUAUUCAAGCGGAACUCAACAGUGUUAAAGACAGCGAACGACAACGCCGUUCAUUCCGACGCUUGCUACUAGCAUCAGCAGAAGCCAAUAUUGGGCUGAACAGGCUGGAUGCGGCGGAAGCAUUGCUGAAGGAACUCUACAGUAUCGUACCACUGAAAUUAGAUGACCUCCAUGACCAGCAACUCCAUAUGCGGCACCUCUUAGCAGAAGCACGAGUAGCUCACAUGCGGCCUGGCAUCGAAGAGGCUCUAUCACGAUGGAAGUUUGCUCUGCAAGAGGUUGAGCGGAUGCACACGCUCAAGUCUAGGCGUGGUUUUAUAGCAGCCAUGAUAUACUUAUCCAUGGCUCACGCUCAGCUGAGUAUCGGGGACAGAGACAGCGGUCGGCAUUCCUGGGCCAUGGGAGUGGAGAUUCUAAGGACUGAGAUUUGCGAGUUCUGGAUUCCCGUUGUGCCAACUAUAUGGCUGCCUCGGGUCGUGUCGGAAAUUCACGCGUUGCAAGGCUGGUCGUUCCGCAUGGCGCUACCUGGGGGAAAACCGGACAUUGCAUACCCGUGA
Clonostachys byssicola is the source of this 2100-nucleotide messenger RNA. The record is from the annotation of a GenBank genome assembly. Lineage: Eukaryota; Fungi; Ascomycota; Sordariomycetes; Hypocreales; Bionectriaceae.